Molecule: messenger RNA, 717 nt
Organism: Echinococcus granulosus
Lineage: Eukaryota; Metazoa; Platyhelminthes; Cestoda; Cyclophyllidea; Taeniidae
Exons: 2
Coding region: 1-717 (238 amino acids)
Source: RefSeq, a predicted model, not a curated record
AUGGGCAGUGAGCCAAAGGAAUGGCGUCUUGAAACGUACCGUUGCUUCCGUGAAACGGAGGCAGCCACUGCAGGUAAAAGCACAGAGUGCAGAACGUCUGCGGAGGUGUCUGCAGCGGAUCUUGCACCAGACGGUAUCUGGUUAACCAGGCGCAACCACAAUGCUGCUCCGCUCGCUCUUCGUCUCUCCGAUUACGCUCACCUCGUCAUUCUUCAAGGCAGUGAGAUUGUCGAGUCCUACUUCCUUAUUUUGGCUAAGAAGUGGAUUAAAAUGGUCAUUAUUGAAGAUGAAUUAAUGCUCUACAUACGCGGACGCAAAAAUGUUCGCCGUCUGCGCCUAACUUUCCCGACGUCCGACGAUGCUCGCUCCUGCUAUCACGAGCUUGCCAGGUAUGUUUCUGUCAAGCAGCGCUCUUCCUCACCGAGCAAUGCCGAAGCUAAUGCAGCUGCAGCAGUAGCAGCAGAAGAAGAGGAGCAAGUAGCGCGGUGGUUGUCCACCAUGACGGGGGGUGAGCGGAGUUGCGAUGGUGAAGAGGCGGCGGCUGUAGAGGCGGCAUGGCAUACCAACUGGCCAACAGAGCAACUGGUGGAGCUGGUCAAGCUAUGUCUCCUUGAUGCAAAUUUUCCGGGUUUUGUGCGCCAGGUGCAACAGUGUCUUUGUCUACUGACUACCGUCCAUACGACUGAAAGCAGUGAGCAAAAUCGGACUGAGGAGUGA